Molecule: messenger RNA, 4387 nt
Organism: Solea senegalensis (Senegalese sole)
Lineage: Eukaryota; Metazoa; Chordata; Actinopteri; Pleuronectiformes; Soleidae
Gene: sox5
Product: SRY-box transcription factor 5
Exons: 11
Coding region: 1196-2749 (517 amino acids)
Biological process (GO): regulation of transcription by RNA polymerase II; positive regulation of chondrocyte differentiation; cell fate commitment
Cellular component (GO): nucleus
Molecular function (GO): RNA polymerase II cis-regulatory region sequence-specific DNA binding; DNA-binding transcription factor activity, RNA polymerase II-specific
Source: RefSeq, a predicted model, not a curated record
UGUGUGUGUGUGUGACAGUUUGUCCCGUCUGACCAAAGUUUCAUGUUUAUCCAAUCCAAUACGUCCACAGACAAACUGCUAGAAAACAGUGUUGAAGCAUGUGUUCAAGAUAAAGACACACUUAGAGUGUGUGUGUGUGUGCGUGUGUGCGUUCAAGUCAGAAUGUGUGAUCCUCUCAUCAUCUCCACUGCUCACCACAACUUUAUUUACUUCUGCUUUACCCUCUCAACUAUUUGAAGUCUCUUUCUGUAACAGUAUUGUUAAUGUCCUGUCAACAGGUCAAAAAUACACGCAGAAUUUUUUUCCGUUUUAUUUUUAAACACUGAAAAAGUCCAAGACUAAACAUAAAAUUGACGUGUUUAUACCGUGCCCUCCCGCACUGCUUCUUUUGCAAUUUGCUUAUUUAUUUUCAACUUAAUCCAAAUUCAAUGCAUGCAAAGCCUCAUUAAUCCUAUUGUGUAUCUGCAUGUUGUUGUUUUUGUAUGUUUAUGUUUCUUGACUUAUGCUAAUUUUAAUCUCACUGGGCUCCUCUUAUAUUUUUGAGCGGGCCUGCGUCAUUUACAGGUGUGAACCAUCUAACAUUUUCCCAAAACUAAACACAAGAGGCUUUUGCCUGUGGAAUAAUGUCUGUUUGAUGCUGAUGCCACUGCUGUGAAUGGCAGAUUAUGUUAUAAUACCCAGUAUUUUAAUAUUAACAAUUUUUUAUAUAUAGUUUAUUAAUAUUAUUCACUCAAUCAUGCAUACACUGGCACAGAAUGGGACUUUUUUUUUUGGUGACUAACUGGGGUCGGUCGGGUGACUUCGGAGGAGGUUUUCAGGGGGGCCCCUUGAAUUAAAAACACAUUUAGAUGUGGCAAAAAUGUGUUUUUAAUAAACCAGCAAAGUGGUUGAAGAGAGGAGAAAAAAGAUAACAACAGCUAGUAGGAAUUAAAAAUUUAAAGGAUUAUAGAGAAAAGCAGAAUAUAUGGAGAUAAAUGCAGGGAUUACAAUGACUUAGGAGGAGAGCGCUUAGAACUCUUGCUUUCCAGUAAUACACUCCAUCACUGUGGCUCUGUGUGUGUGUGUGUGUGUGUUUUUGUCUUUGUGUGUGUAUGUGCACACAUUCAUACGUGGAUGUAUGUGUGCUUCUGUCCGUGACUGAGCAAGAGAAGGGUAUCUUCCAACUCCUGUGUGCGCUUCAGCCUUUGUGGUCGCGAUGUUCUCGGUUCCUGCGUCUCUGAUGUCUUCCAAGCGACCAGCCUCUCCAUAUGGGGGGACAGAUGGAGAGGUAACCAUGGCAACCAGCAGACAGCGAGUGGAGGAUGAGGAGAGUGAGGGACUGAGCAGUGUCAUCCACCUCCCCCUGGCCUCCUACUGCAGCAAGGUGUCCCCUCGCUCGCCCCCCAACCGCAUCUUGGACAGCCCCCCCAACAUGGACCAGGACGGCAUUAAGGGCAACUCUCUGAGUCCUUACGCCCAACACAAUUCUACCUCACCAGGCAAAGAGGACGGUGGAGGCGGGGGACGGCCCUGCAGUGACGGGGGCUUGGCCACAGGCACUUUGGGCACCCCCGAGAGACGCAAGGGCAGCCUGGCAGAUGUGGUGGACACACUGAAACAACGCAAGAUGGAGGAGCUGAUCAAGAAUGAGCCAGAAGAGGCCCCCAGCAUUGAGAGGCUGUUGUCGAAGGACUGGAAGGAUAAACUUUUGGCCAUGGGCUCAGGGCACAUUGGAGAAAUUAAAGGUACCCCAGACAGCUUGGCGGAGAAAGAGCGCCAGCUAAUGGGCAUGAUUGGUCAGUUGAGCAGCCUGAGGGAGCAGCUCCUGGCGGCCCAUGAAGAGCAGAAGAAGCUGGCUGCUUCACAGAUGGAGAAGCAGAGGCAACAGAUGGAGCUUGCCAAGCAGCAACAGGACCAGAUUGCCCGGCAACAGCAGCAGCUUCUGCAGCAGCAACACAAAAUCAACCUCCUGCAGCAACAAAUUCAGCAGGUCCAGGGCCAACUCCCUCCGCUGAUGAUUCCCGUCUUCCCUCCGGACCAGAGGACUCUGGCAGCGGCCGCAGCCCAGCAAGGCUUCCUCAUGCCCCCCAGCUUCAACUACAAGCCUGGAUGCAGUGGUGACCCCUACCCUCUCCAACUUAUCCCCACAUCAAUGGCUGCUGCUGCUGCUGCUACACCAGGCCUGGGACCACUACAGCUCCAGGUGAGCCUACAGCAGUUGUAUGCUGCUCAGCUGGCAGCCAUGCAGGUUUCCCCCGGGGCCAAGCAGCACGGAGGCAGCCUGCCACCCCAAACCAACCUGGGCACACACUCGCCACCCACCAACACACACCUACAGAGUGACAAGAGCCACAGCUCCCCACCACCACACAAGACUAAGGACAGUGAGGGUGCACAGCCACUGAACCUGUCGGCCAAGCCUAGGGCAUCCGAGAGCAAGUCACCCAACUCCCCCCCAACUUCCCCACAGGUCAAUGCUGCUGCUGCUGCCACCAAGCUGGGCCCUGCCAGUUCCAUGAAGCAGAGCAUCGCUCCCUCCAGCAUCGGAGGACCACCAACCAGAGUCAGCUCAAUAGCAGAUUUGUUGUCCUCGCUGUCCUCGACAGCCUACCUUAACGACCAUGAGGCGGUGACCAAGGCCUUCGCCGAGGCCCGACAGAUGAAGGAACAGCUGAAGAGAGAGCAGCAGGUCCUGGACGCCAAGGUGGCCGCUGUCAGUAACCUCAGCCUCAACAAUGGACGCACAGACAAGGUAGAUCACUUAAAAUGACAACUCUACAACUGUAUUAUUUUGUGUAGAACAAUUUCCAUGACGACUAGAAAUAUUUCAGUUUAUUUUCAUUGAUUUUUUUAGGUAAACCACUGAUAAUAUCACACCUUAGAAUGGAACAUAAUGUAGCACCCUCUCCACUUUAACUUGGAUUAAUAAGAACAGGGACACAUGAUAUGAAACAUAAUACUGUGUUAUUACAUCCAGUAAAAUAUAAUAUUUUUUUAUUAUUUUAAGGGAUAGUGUAAAGUUAAAACAUAAACUUGACCAUUCUUGAAAUUAAAUAAUUAAAUCUUUUGGACCAUCAAGUGUAAAAAUCAGUGAGUGCAGAGCUGCUAUUAGGAGACUUUUUAUAUUGGUUUUAAAAGAGCUGCAGCUCCUCAUGUCGUUGUGCACAGUGUUCUGCUUAUUUGCAACAGCAGUAGAAAAAGUUGUUAAAAUUAAUCAUCAACAAAAGCAAAAUACAACAGAGAUUGUUGUAUUUGGUUGUAAAUUGUUGUAUUUUAUCAAAAAAGCAAAAAAGCAAAAAUAAAUAAUUCAGACCUACACAGAAGGUAUAAAUUAACAAAUUCUCAAAUAAGAAAGAAAAAAAAAACAACAUUUCUAUAAAGUUGUCCCAAGCUGUAUCGUCUCAUUGCCAGUGUGUAAUAAUUAGUCUUGCUUUAUGCCGUCGAUGCUGCACUAUGUAGGAGGCUAAUCAGUGCACAUUGUGCUCACUGAAAUGUGCUGAAGCUAAACGGGGCUAGAUAAGGUGAAACCAGAGGUGUCUCAGAGGUAAUGAGUGUGUCUGUAAGGCACACUGCGGGGUUGUGUGUGUGUGUGUGUGUGUGUGUGUGUGUGUGUGUGUCAGAGAGGAGCGUCGAGGAGAAGCUAAUGUGAAGUGACGGCACCGGCUCCUCAGCAGCGUAGCUAAAUUGUGGUUAUUUGUUAAACACAUAGGGAGUCGAGCGCACACAAGCGCGCGCACACACACACACACACACACACAGAGCAACUGUGCGCUUGAACUGUCUACAUCGCUGACAUUCAACAGUUCUGUCUGUUUCUGUUUCAAACAGUUAAACCUUUACUGCUUUUGUAGCCCAGCUGCAUUGAACCACAUUAUUCACACAGAGAAUAGAUGGUAAUAAACUGCAGGUACAGUGGAAAAACUUCAGUCUAACAGACUCUUAGAUUUACUGUGUGUCUACAGGAAGUGUGAUCAAUUCUGCGGCUACAGUUUACUGUUUUAUAGCAGCGUAUUUUACAGAUAUAGGAUUUAUUCCCUCAGACGGAGGUUUUUAGCAGGGGAUCAACACAUUUUAAAUAUAAGGCUGGCGUGGCAUCGUGAUAGAAAAGUUUCAAAUUCAACAGUUAUCACAAUAAAAUGUCCUCGUUUAGAAAGUGAUUCAAUAUCCACUAAUAAUUUUUAAAAGAAAAACCACUUCAUUUCACUUCAAAUUGGAGACACAUAGCAAUCAUGCAUGGUGUCACACAGUGUUUGCACAGGACAUAAACAUAAUAUUCAUAUAUAUAUAUGUGUUGAACCUUUUUUACAGUACAGUGCAAAAGUCACCACCAGCUUUGAUGUUUUAGCAAUGCUUUACGGUAUAAUGACUUAAACCGUUAAACAGUUUGCUAAUAUACUGUAUAAGACCA